This is a messenger RNA of Tympanuchus pallidicinctus (lesser prairie-chicken), 9455 nucleotides long. RefSeq names its product leucine rich repeat kinase 2 (gene LRRK2). Gene Ontology annotation, biological process: protein phosphorylation. NCBI's taxonomy places the organism in Eukaryota, Metazoa, Chordata, Aves, Galliformes, Phasianidae. Gene Ontology annotation, molecular function: protein binding; protein kinase activity; ATP binding. The record is from RefSeq and is a predicted model, not a curated record. The transcript is spliced from 50 exons. The coding region runs from base 169 to 7842 and encodes 2557 amino acids.
AGCGCGGGGCGGGCGGCGGGAGGGGCGAACCGAAAUAGCCGGGUGAGGCCGGGUGACGCCGCGCGGCCCUGCGUGCGCGCCGGGACGGGUCCGCGUCGUUCGCUGUCCGUCCCCACGGGCCGCGUCGGAUGGGGUGAGGCGCCCGGCGCGGGGGACGGCGACGCGGCCAUGGCCAGCGGCUGCCCCUGGGAGCGGACGGUGGCGGCGGGAGAGGAGGAGGCGCUGAGGAAGCUGCUCGUCCGGCUCCGCAACGUUCAGGAGAGGAAACGGCCGGAGACUCUGGCGCAGACGCUGAGCGACAUGCUGGAGCUGGCGACCCGACAGAGCGGUAAGGGGCGGCCGCUGCCCUCCCGCCCUCCCGGCCCCGCUCCGCCGGGCCCUAACGCAGCUCUCCGUGUCCCCGCAGCUCCGCGGCUGUUCGGCGGCUGCAACGCCCACGUGCCCCUGCUGCUGGUGCUCGACCUGUACGCGGGAGCGGCCGGCGUGCAGCAGAUGGGUUGGUCACUUCUUUGCAAGUUGAUUGAAAUUUGUCCAAGCACUCUGCAGAACAUAGCUCUUAAGGAUGUUGGGAAGGACUGGGAAGUACUGGGUGUUCACCAGCAGAUUCUUAAAAUGCUCACAGUCCACAAAGGAAAUGUAAUUCUCUCAGUAAUAGGACUAAAAACAUUAAAUCUACUCCUGAUGUCAGAUGUAAUUGCUUUCCUGCUCCUGGAGGAAGAAGUGGAUGUGUUUUCCUUGGUAUUUAAUGCCAUGCACACCUUCCCUAAAAAUGAAGAGAUCCAGCAACAUGGGUGUACAGCGUUAUGCAAGCUUUUUGAAAAAGUUCCAGAAGAGCAGCUGACUGAAUUUGUUGAAAGCAAAGAUCAUAUGAUCAUAUUGGAAGUAUUUAAAGAGUUUCCAGAGAAAGAAGAGGUGAUUCUUCCUGCACUUUAUUCAUUACAUUCCUUAGCUGGUCCGUCCAGCAAUGUUGAAGUGCUCAUGUCUGGAAAUGUUCGCUGCUACAAUGUUAUUGUAGAAAUGAUGAAAAGUUUCUCCAAUAGUGAAACUGUCCAGGAAGUGUGUUGCUGCUUGUUGCAUAAGCUUACUUUGGGAAACUUUUUCAAUAUCCUUGUGUUACAUAAGGUUCCAGAAGUCAUUGUGAAGGCUGUGAAAACGUAUUCUGAAAAUGCAAAGUUACAGGCUGCAGCUCUCAGUUGUUUAGCUCUUCUCACUGAAACAAUAUUCUUAAACCGAGACUUAGAGGAAAGAAAAGAAGAGGAGGAGGAAGAAAAAUUAUGCUGGUUGGAAGCAUGUUACAGAGCAUUAGAACUGCACCGGAAAAAUACAGAUGUACUGGAGGCUGCAUGCUGGGCUUUGAAAAAUCUGUUUCUAUAUCAACGCAGUCUUCAUGAGAAGAUUGGAGAUGGAGAUAAUCAGUUCCCCAUAGAUAGAGCGGUGAUGCUGUCCAUGCUGAUGCACUCCUCUUCCAAAGAAGUGUUUCAGGCAGCAGCUAGUACCUUGGCAAUUUUGUCACAACAGAAUGUAAAUAUUAGGAAGACACUUUUGGCCAAAGGAAUACACAUGAAUGUUCUGGAGAUAAUGAGGAAACACCCACAUGCUCCCGAAGUGGCUGAAAGUGCCUGCAGAAUUCUGAAUCACGUUUUUGAAGGAAGUUUCCCUCAUUUGGAUAUAAUGACAGUAGCUGCAUCUGAAGUUGUAAAAGCCAUGAGAAAACAUGAGAAAUCACUCUCUGUACAACUGGAAGCACUUCGAGUCCUUUUACACUUUAUGAUGCCUGAUAUAAAGAACGAUCAGAACAGUUCUUCCAGAAAUAUGGGAGAUGCUGCUUUCACACUUACAGUAAAAGUCAUUAAAAGCCAAUGUCUGCUGGAGGGAACUCAUUCAUUGGUGCUUGGUGCAUUGAACAGGUUUAUUGGAAAUCCUAGCAUUCAGAGGUGUGGAUUAAAACUACUUACUUCUGUAGCUGAGUGCACUGGUGCUUUAGAAAUUUUAACACAACAAGGAGCCACUGACACUGUGCUUCACACCCUGCAGAUGUAUCCAGAUGAACAAGACAUACAGAGUUUGGGUUUGAGUCUUCUGCUCUUUUUGAUUACAAGAAAGAGUUUGUGUAUUGCAACUAUGCAUGUCCUGGCAACUGUUCUGGUUUCUACUCUGCGACGAUUUAAAGAGGUCACUGAAAUCCAGAUGCAUGGAUUACAAGCAAUCUUGUCAAUUCUUGGUUUUUCACCUUGUUUUGCCAAGCUGCUGAUUAAUGAAUCAUUUGACACAGUAAUCUUCUACCAAAUGUCUAUGUGCUUCACUAACCAGCGAGAUCGACAGUUUCAAAGCCUGUGUUGUAAAUGCUUUGCCAAGAUAGCUGAAAAUGAUGAUUUAAAAAAUAUGAUGCUUGAAAAAGCAUGUGUUGAAUACAACAGUAUUAUGGCUGAAUGUUUACUUCUACUGGGAGCUGAUAUUAACAAGAAGACAAAGACAAGCUCUUUGAUCUAUCAGGUUUGUGAAAAGGGAAAUAAUCCUAAACUGGUGGAAUUGCUAUUAGCCAAAGGUGUUCGAGAGCAGGAUGUUCGGAGUGCUUUAACCAUCAGUAUAAAGAGAGGAGAUAGCCAAAUCAUCAGCUUGCUCUUAAAGAAGCUUAGUCUUGAUGUCGCCAACAGCAGUAUAUGUCUUGGAGGAUUUGGUAUUGGGAGACUUGAGCCUUCCUGGCUCAUUCCUUUGUUCCCAGAUAAGCUUACUCCACCAAGAAAACAAAAUGCAGGCUCUGCACUAGCAAGAAUGGUGCUUAAAUACCAGAUGAAGAAUGUUUCUGAGGAUAGAUCAGGAACUUGUUCUGAUUUAAACUUCUCUGAAGAUGGAGUGGAUAAAAACUACGAUUGGAAUUUCAUUUCUGACCCACUAGUGGACACUGUUUUUCCUUCAAGUGAUGAUAUUGAUAGUGAAGGAAGUGAAGGUUCACUUUUUAGAAAAAAGAAGUCCAAUUCCAUUGCAGUUGCUGAUUUACAUUGUAGAGAACUUGCUUUUCAAAGAGGUUCUCCUACUUUACCACGACAUUCCUACUCUGUGGGACCUGGCUCAGAUUAUGAGCCAUUAGUGAAACAAAGAAGAAAAUUAUUGCUUUCAGAUGAACCUCCCAAAGGAAUCUCAAAAAGCUCACUGCAUUUAAGACCUUCAGACAGUCUUUCCUCAUUGAUCUCAGAGAAAGAAUGUAUUAAAUCACUAGAUCUUUCAUCAAAUGAGCUGGAGAACAUUGAUGCCAUCAGCCAGAACAGCAGCUUAACGAGUCACUUGGAACAUCUUGAUAAACUGGAGCUCCACCAAAAUGCUCUUACAAACAUUCCGGAACAACUGUGUGAGAACUUGAAAUGCUUGACUUAUUUGGAUUUGCACAGCAACCGAUUUACUUUUUUUCCUACUUACUUGCUGAAAAUGAACUGUAUUGCAUAUCUUGAUAUCUCUCGAAAUGACAUUGGACCUUCCUUUGCUUUGGAUCCACAUCUCAGAUGUCCAACCCUAAAGCAACUGAACCUUUCAUACAAUCAGCUGAUGGGCAUUCCUGAGUUUCUUGCAAAUGUUGCUGAAAACCUUGAACAGCUAUUGCUGGAAGGAAACAAAAUUUCAUGCCUAUCUUCACCCAUGUCCUUGAAAGAGCUGAAAAUUUUAAAUAUCAGUAAGAACAAUAUUUCAUCCCUUGCUGAGAAUGUGUUAAAGGGCUGUGCAAAACUGGAGCUAUUCAAUGCCAGGAUGAAUGCUCUUGAGAUAAUACCUGACUUGUCAUCUAGCAUAACAACCUUAAAAUUAUCCCAAAAUUGCUUUAUUAAUGUUCCAGAAACAAUUCUUCUUCUACCACAUUUGCGAUCAGUAGAUUUAAGCCAAAACAAGAUCAUAAGCCUGCCUGGGCCGGUGCACUGGAAAUCACUGAACUUAAGGGAGCUGUUAUUUAAUCAUAAUCAAAUAGGAGUCUUGGACUUGAGUGAAAAGGCAUGUGCAUGGUCUAGGCUAGAAAAGCUACACCUGUCCAACAACAAGUUAAAGGAGAUACCUCCUCAGAUUGGCUUCCUAGAAAACUUGACUUCUCUGGAUGUAAGUCAUAAUCCCGAUUUGAGAUUCUUUCCGGAUGAAAUGGGAAGGCUGUCCAAAAUCUGGGAUCUUCCUUUGGAAGGACUCCAUCUUAAUUUGGACUUCAAACAUGUGGGAUGCAAAGCCAGAGAUAUCAUCAGAUUUCUUCAACAACGACUGAAGAAGGCUGUACCUUAUAACAGAAUGAAGCUAAUGAUUGUUGGAAACACUGGUAGUGGAAAAACUACACUGUUACAACAGCUAAUGAAAUGCAAACGAACUGAGCUGGGCUGUCCAAAAGCCACAGUAGGCAUUGAUGUAAAAGACUGGAUCAUUCAAGGGAAAGGCAAAAUGAAAAAAGAGCUUAUAUUAAAUGUCUGGGAUUUUGGAGGACAAGAGGAGUUCUACAGUACCCACCCUCACUUCAUGACCCAAAGAGCUUUGUAUCUUGCUGUUUAUGAUCUCAGCAAAGGACAAGCAGAGGUGGAUGCUAUGAAGCCAUGGCUUUUUAACAUCAAGGCACGAGCUUCAACAUCCCCCGUCAUUCUUGUUGGCACCCACUUAGAUGUUUCUGAUGAAAAGCAACAUAAGGACUGCAUGAGUAAAAUUACUAGAGAGCUGUUGAAUAAGCGAGGCUUCCCAGCAAUCCAGGAUUCUCACUUUGUGAAUGCUAGAGAAGAAUCAGAUUCCAUUAUGAGACUUCGGAAAAUCAUAAUAAAGGAGAGUCUUCAUUUCAAAAUAAGAGAUCAGCCAGUGGUUGGUCAGCUGAUUCCUGACAGCUAUCUGGAGCUGGAAAAGAGAAUUUUGCUGGAAAGAAAAAAUGUCCCGGUUGAAUUUCCUGUGAUUGAUCAGAAACGAUUACUAGAAAUGGUACAAGAAAAUAAGUUACAACUGGAUGAAAAUGAACUCCCUCAUGCAAUUCACUUUCUGAACGAGUCAGGCGUACUGCUUCAUUUUCAGGACCCAGCACUGCAGCUAAGAGACCUGUACUUUGUAGAUCCUAAGUGGCUGUGUAAAAUCAUGGCACAGAUUCUGACUGUGAAAGUGGAAGGCUUUUCUAAAUACCCUAAGGGAAUUGUGAAACGCUCAGAUGUGGAAAAAUUCCUUUUAAAGAAGAGCAAGUUUCCUAAGAUCUACAUGUCACAAUACUUCAAACUUCUGGAAAAGUUUCAGAUUGCUUUGCCUUUAGGAGAGGACCAACUACUAAUCCCAAGCAGUUUGUCUGAUCACAGACCUGUUAUAGAGCUUCCUCACUGUGAAAAUUCAGAAAUUAUCAUCAGACUUUAUGAGAUGCCAUACUUUCCUAUGGGAUUUUGGUCCAGGCUGAUCAACAGGUUGCUUGAAAUAUCACCUUAUAUGCUGUCAGGAAGAGCACGAGCUCUUCGUCCUAACAGAAUGUAUUGGAGACAAGGCAUCUACUUGAAUUGGUCUCCUGAAGCUUAUUGUCUGGUGGAAUCAGCUGUAUUUGACAACAACCCAGACAGUUUUUUGAAAAUUACAGCACCUUCUUGCAGAAAAGGUUGCAUCCUUUUGGGACAAGUUGUGGAUCACAUUGAUUCUCUUAUGGAAGAAUGGUUUCCAGGUUUGCUGGAUAUAGAUGUAUGUGGUGAAGGGGAAACACUGUUGAAGAAAUGGGCUCUGUACAGUUUUGAGGACGGUGAAGAACACCAAAAAAUACUACUUGAUGACUUACUUAAAAAAGCUGAAGAAGGAGAUCUUUUAGUGAACCCAGAGCAGCCAAGACAUACCAUUCCCAUUGCUCAGAUUGCUCCCGAUCUCAUCCUGGCUGACUUGCCUAGAAACAUUAUGUUGAACACUGAUGAGCUGGAAUUUGACAAAGCUCCUGAAUUUCUCUUGGGUGAUGGUGGGUUUGGAUCAGUGUACCGUGCCUCCUAUGCUGGAGAAGAAGUUGCUGUAAAGAUUUUCAAUAAACAUACUUCCCUCAGGCUCCUAAGACAAGAGCUUGCAGUGCUUUGUCACCUCCAUCAUCCCAGCUUAGUGUCUUUGCUGGCUGCUGCUGUCCGUCCCCGGAUGCUGGUGAUGGAAUUAGCCCUUAAAGGAUCUCUUGAUCGUUUGCUUCAACAAGACAAAGCAAACUUAACUAGAACACUUCAGCACAGGAUAGCUCUACAUGUAGCUGACGGCUUAAGGUACCUGCAUUCAGCAAUGAUCAUUUACCGUGAUCUGAAGCCUCACAAUGUGUUGCUCUUUACCCUGUAUCCCAAUGCUGCUGUCAUUGCAAAGAUAGCUGACUAUGGCAUUGCCCAGUAUUGCUGCCGAAUGGGAAUUAAAACCUCCGAAGGCACACCAGGAUUUCGAGCACCAGAGGUUGCCAGAGGAAAUGUUAUUUACAAUCAGCAAGCUGAUGUGUAUUCAUUUGGCUUGCUUCUCUAUGACAUUUUAACAGGAGGAGGUAGAAUAAUGGAAGGUGUGAAGUUUCCAAAUGAAUUUGAUGAGCUAGCAAUACAAGGAAAGUUACCAGAUCCUGUCAAAGAAUACGGGUGUGCCCCCUGGCCUAAAGUUGAACAUUUAAUUAAAAAAUGUUUGAAGGAAAAUCCUCAGGAACGGCCAACGUCUUCCCAGGUGUAUGAGAUUUUGAAUUCUGCAGAGCUUAUCUGUUUGAUGAGGUAUGUUUCAAUACCCAGCACUUCCACAGCAGAGUGCAUGGUAGCUGCCAAUCAAAGCUGCAAGAAGGCAGGAGUCUGGAUAGGCAAUGGGAACACAGAAAAAGCACAGCUUUCGUUUGUUAACCUAAAUACAGAUGGACAUACUUGUGAGGAUAUUGCAGAUAGUAAAAUUUUAAGUUUGGCAUUGGUGACCCUUCCUACUGAGAAAGAAAACUGGAUUGUGGCAGGAACCCAUUCUGGUUCUCUGUGGGCAGUGAACACAGAAGAUGAAACAAGACGGCACCGUCUGCAGAAGAUGUCUGAUUCCAUCACCUGUUUAUACUGUAAUUCACUUUCCAAGCAAAGCAAGCAGAAGAAUUUCUUUCUGGUAGGCACAGCUGAUGGUACACUGGCAGUGUUUGAAGACAGAGCAGUAAAGUGUAAGGGUGCAACACCUUUGAAGAUAUUAACCAUAGGAAAUGUUAGCACACCACUGAUGUGCUUAAAUGAAUCCACGUAUUUAUCUGAAAAAAAUACAAUCUGGGGAGGCUGUGGAACAAAGCUCAUAGCUUUAUCUAGUGAUUUCUCUGUCCAAAAGCUGAUUGAAACAAAGUCAAGCCAACUGUUCUGCCACAACGCUUACAGCGAUGCAAACAUUAUUUCAAUAGCAGUAGACAAAUCCAUCUACUUGGCAAAGAAAAAUAGCCAUUUUGUGGAAAUCUGGGACAAGAAGACAGAAAAGCUUUCUGAACUAAUUGACUGUGCGCAUUUUCUUAAGGAUGAAGUGGAAAAACUAAACCAAGAAUCAAAACAUAAAGUUGCUUAUUCUGGAAGAGUGAAGACAAUUUGCUUGCAGAAAAAUACUGCACUGUGGGUAGGGACAGGAGGAGGACAUAUCCUGCUACUUGAUUUAUCAACACGUCGUCCUGUACGAGUAAUAGAUAACUUUUGUGACUCUAUUCGAGUCAUGCUAACAGCUCAGCUAGGGAGUCUGAAGAAUGUGGUGUUGGUUUUGGGAUACUGCUACAAGGGUGACACCGAAGAUGACAAAUACCACAAAGAAUUACAAUCCUGUGUGUCAGUGUGGGACAUUAACCUCCCCCAUGAAGUGCAAAACCUGAAGAAGCAUAUAGAAGUGAGACAGGAACUAGCCGAAAAAAUGAAGAGCUUCACUUUAGACUGAAAAAACCCCUGCAAGUGCCAUUCUCUUUCCUAGACCUCUAUCCUAACUCACUGUGCAAUAUUCAAAGCCUCCUGUUGCGGGGCUCCUUAACCCAAACCAGGAAAGAAACCUUCCCAAGUCAUUGUGUGACUAAGAAGAAAGAAGGGAGUUAUUUAUAAUGUUCAAAAGGACAAAAAAUCAUUAAGAAUUUCAUAAUGUAAAGAUUAUCAUGUGUCUGUUUACUCACGAAGUUCUGUGCCAAGCAACCGUGGCUCAGCUUUGGGAUAAGUUUGUUCAUCCAGUUUUUAAUCCCUCUUCAGUUGGGAAUAACCCUGAAAAGGAAGAAGACUGAAAAUGGCUCUGAGUUUCUUCAUUAUCUCUACUGAGUUGACACCAUAGUAAGAAGCAAAACUGAAGGCUCUGUUUGCUUAUUGCAGUCUUGUAUGUGUGAGUUGUCACUGAUGAUUCAUGUUUUAUUCGUGUCAGAGCUCUUGACCUCAGCCAAACAAAGGAAAACAUUGUAUUUCAUAUAAAUAACUGAAUCUAAGGAGCAUGUAUUGACUGUUUUCAUGAGGAGCAGUGCAAUGAGCAGAUUAUAAUCUUUGCUUCUUUCAUCAGUAAUUGACAUUUUCCAUUGCGAUCAGAAAACCAAACUGUGCUAAAAUAAUACAGUUCCUCUGAAUUCAGAAUUGAAAUGCACUGACCAGCUCUGCACCUUGGUGCCCUCUUGCAGUAGUGCCGUCUGCCCUGUUCUGAGCAACAGAGUCACAGAGUCAGGAACGUUUGCAUCCAUGCACAUCUAUUGCACAGCUCACUUUUGGAGGCCACGGGAAGAGAGAUAGAGAGAACUCCCGAUGGAAAUGCUGCUAUGGCUCAUACCACAAAGAAGGAAGCACGCUCAGAUUCUUAGUGCAGCUUGCUUGUUUGCUUGCCUCAGACUGGGGCCUGGGGGAAGGCACUUCAAUAUAUACAGCAGAGUUUUCACUUAGGCUUGUUCUAAUUGAUACAGUUAUUUGGGGGUAGGCAGUGAAACCUCAAGGAGUGCAGGAGUUGGCCAUCUCCCAUGCGUAACUCCCACCAGAACUUGUUGCCACACACCUCCAUUGCUUUCUGCCCGUCGGUCCAAGCUGCUUCUUACAGCCUUCACCUCAUUAAGUCCCUCCAUUCCAUCCAUCAGAAGACAGAGCUCAUUUUCUUGUUGUGAUAUCAAAAGAAUCCAUAGGGUGCUCCUGAAAUCCCGCAGAGCAGAGAACUCUGAGCUACUCCUGAGUUUAUUCUCUGGAGCAGAAGGGUCAGCACCCUGCAGGCUCUCGGUUCCAUUUUCCCAGUUUUGAAGAACUUCUAUACCUGGACAGCAGCAGUUGCCACGUCCAGCUGCAGCAGUGUCCUAUUUGCUGCCACUUGUGGUGUGCAGACUCAGGAUGCCUUUCAGAUCUGUACCCCAGUUUUUUAUGCAUUCUUGUAUUCUGCACACAGAAGAUAAUGUGCUAUUUAUAUGGGAUUUAUAACUCAGAAAAUGUAUAUUGUAAUGAAUACAUUUUAAAAAAAGAUUAUAUGUGAUGCAAUUAUGUUUAUUUAUGAGAUAUUUUGAGAUGUAAGCUUUCUACCUUUUUAUUAAAGUUGUGCUUUGUUAA